Bactrocera oleae (olive fruit fly) is the source of this 6415-nucleotide messenger RNA. Lineage: Eukaryota; Metazoa; Arthropoda; Insecta; Diptera; Tephritidae. The record is from RefSeq and is a predicted model, not a curated record.
AAUGAUUAAAUUUUUAGUUAUAUUUUAGUUUUUUAUAGUACAAUUUUAAAAUCAUUGAAGAAUAAAACAAUUUAUUCAAAGCAAUUGCAAUAGUCAAAAUUGUUUAGAACCAAAUAUAAAACUUCACUUGAUUUUUCUCUGCAAACAACUAUAAAAACCAAGAAAAAACGGUAACUUCGGUUGCUUCGAAGCUAUAAUAAAAAAAAUUUCCAUUCAACAACUUGAUUUUGAUCUUUCAGCUUCUAUAUGAACUAUAUGCUAUAGUAGCCCGUUCUAAACAAUAAAUUCUGAGAUUGUAGUGUUGCCUUGUACAAUAAUUCAUGCAAAAUUUCGUGAAGAUAUCUGACCAAAUAAAAAAGUUUUCGAUAUAAAAACUUUUUAUCGUUCAGUUUAUAUGGCAGCUAUAUAAUAUAAUCUCCGAUAUUUGCGAUUCCAACAAAUCGGCAGUUCGUUAAGAGCGUGUGCAAAAUUUCAAAUCUAUAUCUUAAAAUGGAGAGUAACUUUUAGGUGUUAUAAACUUCAUGGUAAACUUAACCCACUAAAAUCUACAUAAAUUACUUAACCUCAUGAAAAAAUUGGUAUGCAGCGCAUACUUUGCAACGAAACUGCAAUAAUUAGUUUCAGUAUAUAUACAUAUAUAUUUGGAAUUAAGCCAAUGAUUUUUUGAAUUUACAUAUUACAUAUUUUGUAAGUACUAGUAUUCUCGAAGUAUAUAAUCUACUUGCUUAAAACCAGUAAUAUUAGCAAUAUAAAAGUGGAAUUUUGAACCAAUGAAUUUAUUUCAAAAAUUUGCAUAAAAUAUGUAAACUAUUUUGAAAUUCCAACAAAAAAAAAAAGCACGAGUCAGCUGCAAGUAGUAGUAGCAUAAUGCCAAGGGUAGUGUAAACCAAACUUAAGGCAGCUGGAGCGCUUUUACAUUUGUUAACAAAAGCAUGCAACUAAACGUUCAAAACCAAUUACAAAUAAAUAAAAAUAUAGAUGUGCUUUGCCAAAUGCGAAGAAUAGCAACAAUUUUUAAAUAUUGACAAGUUGAAAAUUCCAACCACGUAGCUGUAACGAGUGAAUGUGCAACAGAGCGUGUAAACCGAUGAGUGUAAAAGCGGCAAAAGUGUUAAAAAUUAGUGCAAAAAAUAUGCGGCUAAGUUAACAGAACAAAAAAAUAAACAAGCAGUUGUGUGGAAAAAAUACGAAAAUAAAAAAAGAAAAUAAUAAACAUAGAUAAAACGAAUAUUCAAAGAAAUAAAUAAUAAAGGUAGAGAUAAACAGAAAACCAAGUGCAGAAAAACAUUUAAAAUGUACAAGAGAAAGGUUUGAAGUGCGGUAGGUGUUUUAUAGAAGUGACCAAUGUAAACUGAUGAAUUAAUUGUAAAAACAAACUAAAAAAUAUUUAUUUAAAAAAUUUUAAAAUAAGUUAAAAACAUUUAAAAAAAUUAAACAAAAGUAUUACUACUAAACAAGUUAAAAAAAAAUAACAAAAAAAAUUUUUUUUAAAUUUUAAAAUUAAAAAUUGAAGAAAAAAAUUUUAAAAUAAACAAAUUAAAUAAAAAAUUUGAGAAAAAAAUAUUAAAAUAAAAAAAUUAAAACUAAAAAACUUGAAAUUUAAAAUUUUAGAAUUAGAAAAAUAAGAAUUAAAAAAACUACAAUAACAAAAUUAACAUUGAAAAAAAUUAAAAUUCAAAAAUUAAAUUCAAAAUAAUAAUAAUUUAAAAAAAUUUAAAUUAAAUCAAUGCUCUAAUUGAUACCAACAUUUGGCAGUGAGAAGUAUAUUAAUGGAUUGUGAGCGAAUGUACCUGUAACUAAAAUAACAAAUAAUUUUACUUAGUUUAUGUGAUCUAUGUAAUAACGAAAUAAAUAUUACUAAAAAACUGUUAAAUAACAAAUUAAUUAAAAAACAUCGUUUUGGAAAAACAUUCCAAUGUAAAACUCCCAGUUUUCAUAUUUUAUUGCAAAAUAAAAAACCACAUAAAUUUCAAAAAUUAAACUCAAACAUAUCUCAAAGAAAAACUAACGAAACAAAUUACUAACUGUACCUAACCGAAAGCGUUGCAACAGUUAAUAAUUCACGCAUAGACGAACCGCCAGCGUUGCAGUAUUCCCAGCUGAAAUAAUUAAUUGCAACAGCACCAAAUUCUAGCCGACGACGCGUGCUGCCUUUGAAGUAACUCGCCACCGUACACCGAAACGCACUAAAACGCAGCGCAUUCGGUGUAAUUAAUUAGCACCGAAAUACGCAAAUAACGGUGUGUAGCAGCGCAAUAGCGAGAUUUCAUUUGAAAAUCGUUUACUGUUAAACCACCAAAACGGCUAACGAAGCGCUCGCACUGGCGGCCAUAUCCGCGCCAACAACAACAACGCCAACAUCUGCGUUGGCGACACCAAUAUCACCCACGCCAAGCGUUUCGACGCACUCACCUGUGGACACGCUACACCUAGCGGUCACAACACCAACGCUGGAAACAUCUGUAGCAGCCGCAACGCCAAUCGCUGAAUUGUGCGCGGCGGAGGGGGAUGUCAAGGAGCCAGUGGUGGUGUUGGACUUAGAAUCGACGGAGGAUAAAGGGAGUGUGACUGCAUUAUCAGUAGCCGAGACGGCAAGCAGAAGCUCAAUUGACUGCACAACGGACGUUGCACCCGUUGUUGAGGGUGCUCAGCAAACCACAACCACUUUUGCGGUUGUCACUAAAGCACCAUUUAUACCUACCGCAACUACAACAACAAGUACGCCUACUAGCCAACACUCGAACGGGAAUGCGCAUGCGAGUGAGUCGAGCAACACGAACGGUAACAAUAAUAGCUAUCCAUCUGCAAUCACCUGCACGAAUAGCGGUAAUACGAAGCGUUUAACGCCUACUGACUUUGCUAAAGCGGUAAACCAUCAGAGCAUCGGUCGCAACAACUACAACAAAGCGAAGGUGACACUGAAAAUGCGCUUCAAGGUUGCUAAACGCAUUUGCCAGCGACGAGUUCGCGCAAAGAAUAUCGAUGAAAAUUUUCCACAACCGCACGAGGUUACAGAAGGUGCCUUACAAGUAUGGCGUGCUCUGCCCGAACGCAUACGCCAAGAUCCGAGCUUAGCAUCAUUCCGCGUGGAACAUGAGCGUCUACAUGGCGACUUGGAUCUGCUGCCCUCGCCGGAUGUGCGCGAACACUAUGUGAAGGCGCCAAAUGCAUUUACCAAAGUCGGCAUCAAUGUGACCAAUGAGCUGGGACAGGUCCGCAUCCUGGAAGUUAGGGAUAUGGAGAACAAUAACGAAGAUCAUCAUGAUGACCACGACGAGCCACAUUCGCGUAGGAAGAAAAUCCUGAAGUGGUUCAAAAUUUCGGUAUUAUUGGUUGUUUGGGCCGUCUUUACUGCAUUCCUGAUGUCGAAUAACGAACAUGUUGAAGAGCUUAGACUGAUCAGUGUUCCUAAAAGUGGCGAAGAGAAACUGUUUACCAUAACAACUGCCACAUUGUCGCGUCUUGGUCUGAAACUAAAAGGUCCCUUCCGUCAACAAGAGGCCGAUCUGUACGGCAAAAAUAAGAGCUCCUUUGCCGCACCACCCACGCUUCACGUGCAACUGCAACGCAAGUACUAUAAUGCCAGCGGUGAUGAAUUCUACGUAAAAGAUGCCUCUCAAGUUUGGAAAUUAUCAUUGGUCUAUCCCGAACAAUUGGACACGACAAAGGAAUCGUGGAAAGCGAACAAUUAUGACAUUUCACCCGCCGACGAAGAACUGUUAAAUCAAGCCAAUUACACCACUUUGAAUUUACGUUUUAUUGCCAACAUCGAAACCGAAUUUCCACUGCAGUUGUCUAUCGACGAGUCACCCAUCUACAAGAAGGAGGGUGUCAUCUAUGCGGCGAUAGUAUUGUGUGGCUUGUAUAUAAUGAUCAUUUGGGAAAUUGUCAAUCGUACCUUUGCGGCAAUGAUUGCAUCAACGUUAUCGGUUGGUAUAUUGGCGGCUCUGAACUCACGUCCCUCAAUGGCGACAAUAAUGGGUUGGAUUGAUGUGGAGACAUUAUUGCUGCUCUUCGGCAUGAUGAUACUAGUGGCCAUACUCUCCGAGACGGGUAUUUUCGACUAUUUGGCUGUGUAUGCUUAUAAGAUAACAAAUGGACACAUUUGGCCGCUCAUCAACUGUCUUUGCCUAUUCACGGCGGUACUGUCCUCCUUUUUGGAUAAUGUGACGACCGUGUUGCUGAUGACACCCGUCACUAUACGCCUCUGUGAGGUUAUGUCGCUGAAUCCUGUGCCUAUAUUGAUGUGCAUGGUGAUCUAUUCAAAUAUUGGUGGCGCGCUGACACCCGUCGGUGAUCCACCAAAUGUGAUAAUUGCUUCGAAUAAUUUCAUUUCGCGAAAUGGUGUCAAUUUUGCCAUAUUCACGCUGCACAUGUUACCCGGCGUGAUACUGGUGAUGAUACAGACCUAUAUACAAUUACGUUUUAAGUUCCGCAAUACAAACGAUUUGCAAUUUAAAGACUCACCCGAGGUGGAGGAGCUGCGUCACGAGAUCCACGUUUGGAAGCGUGCCGCACAAAGUCUCUCAGCAUAUUCAAAGGAUGAGGAAAUCGUACGUCAAACGUUGAUGAAAAAGGUGAAUCGCUUGAAGCGUAGUCUGAAGAAACGCGUCUCCGAGGCGGUGGAACCGGCGCCCAAUUAUAAACAAACACUGACGCAGCUACAAGCGAAGUACCCCAUCCGCAAUAAGUCGCUGCUGAUCAAGUGCUCAUUUGCCUUGAUCUUUGUCAUUAGCUUGUUUUUCCUGCACUCGGUGCCCGAAUUGCAACGCCUCUCUUUGGGUUGGACUGCCUUGUUGGGCGCCAUAUUCUUGCUCAUACUGGCUGAUAUUGAAGACAUGGAGGCGAUAUUGGCUCGUGUUGAAUGGUCCACAUUGCUAUUCUUUGCCGCUCUCUUCAUUCUUAUGGAGGCGCUAUCCGAACUGGGUCUGAUCGAAUGGAUUGGCCAGAUGACGGAGAGCAUUAUUUUGGGCGUGAGCGAAGGUUCGCGUCUAAUGGUGGCAGUUUUAAUCAUACUUUGGGUUUCGGCCAUAACCUCUGCUUUUGUCGACAAUAUUCCACUAACAACGAUGAUGGUGAAAAUAACAAUUUCUUUAGCGGAAAACUCCGCUCUGAAUUUACCGCUGCAACCACUAGUGUGGGCUCUGGCUUUGGGCGCUUGUUUAGGCGGCAAUGGCACACUGAUUGGCGCUUCGGCGAAUGUUGUUUGCGCGGGCGUAGCCGAACAGCACGGCUAUAAAUUCACUUUUCUCGAAUUUUUCAAGGUCGGUUUUCCGGUUAUGAUCGGCAGCAUUAUCGUAUCCACCGCAUAUCUUCUCUUCACACACGUACUCUUCGCCUGGCACUGAGUCAAGCACUUGCAGGAUUAACAAUAAAAACUAUAUAUAUGUAUAGUAUAUAUGAAUACCUCGUAGAAAUGGAAAGACAUUGCAAGUAAUUUAGUUAAACGAAAGCAUACGAGCUUAGCUAACCGAAAAUUGAAGAUUUACUUUAGUUUUUUUCCACUACGACUAGCUCCGUUAUUUGUAGAUAUUUGUGUAUAACAGCACUUGGUUGCUAAAAACCAAUAAUUUUUUGUUCGUAAAACAGUUGAAUGUAUUUGAUAAGGUAAAUUGUGUUAAUUACUAAACGCAUUCUAAAAUUAAAUAAGUGUGAUGAAAGAAAAUCUGCUGGAUACUGCGAAGAAUUGAUAAAAACUUGCAUUAAAAAAUGAAUUUAGGGAAAAUUAUUUAGCGAAAAAUUCUUCUAGUAAAACGUUUUCAACCUUUUUUUUAACGUUUUUUUUUCCGGUGUAGUGUAAAUUAUAGUGAAAAUAUUAUAAAUAAUUAACGGUUAAAAAUUGAUAUCAUUCUAAAUAAUAAACGAAAUUAAUAUCUAAGUGUAAAAUAUCAAAUAAAAACAAUGCAGUGAAAACAAAGUAAAUUUAUAAAAAGCAAAAUUAAAAAACAAAAACUAAAAAAAAAACCAAUAAAAAAUUUAAAUAAAAACAAAAACAACAAUAAAACAUAUUUUUACACCUGUUGUUACAUUAGUCGAUAGUCUGUGAAGAGUCUGUAUGCAGUGUUUUGUAGCAAAGUGUAGGCGAAUAUGUGAUGCAAAGUGGUUAUAUUUUGGACACCAAAGAUGUUGGCGUACAGUGUUGCGCAAAAGUGUUUUGUAGUGUUUUCAGUAGCGUUUUGUAGAAAAAAAUCAUUUUGGUAGUAAAAGAAAAAAUUAAACAUAAAAAUUUGGCUACAAAAAGAUGAAUUAGCAAAGUGACCAUUUUAAGCGCUGUAAAUUUGUAAUAAUAUUUGCAUUAGCGUUCUUUAUUCGCUUAUUGUAUUAAAAAGCAUUUCUACAUAUAUGUCCCGCUCCUGCAUUAUUUGUUUGUGUCGUUUUUCUUUGCUUAAUUAACUGUGUCCCAAGAAAUCUAGUA